This is a messenger RNA of Vicia faba (fava bean), 1398 nucleotides long. Lineage: Eukaryota; Viridiplantae; Streptophyta; Magnoliopsida; Fabales; Fabaceae. The record is from the annotation of a GenBank genome assembly.
AUGGGCAGUAGGGGAAGAAUUGCUGAGGAUACUAACAAGAUUGCCAACGGGAUGCCGAGUUACGCUCCUCCAUUGCCACCGCCUAAUUCCUUGGGCAUGGAAGGAACUAAUAUUCAUCCUUCUCGAAUUUCUGAUUUUGGAGCCCUUGAACAAUCUCUAGGAUUUCGUGUCGAGGAUGCCAUGAAUCUUAGCAGAAAUCCAGUGUUUAAUCAAAUGAAAGCAAAUAGCCAAGCUUUAGGUGCUGAUAUUCAAUUUGGUGCUCUAAGUAAGUUACAGUCAAUUGUAAACUCGCAUAUAAACCUCUCUGCUGUAAUUGCUGGAUCUCAGACAUUGCAAAUUGCUGGAUCUCAGACAUUGCAACAACAAAAAGAGUCGCAGUCAAAUUUGGCUUCAACAUCUGGCGGCCAUCGCGAGAACUGGGGAGAGUCCAACAUGGGUGAUGGAAGCCCUGAUACUUCAACAGAUGAUACAGAAGACAAAAAUCAAAUGCCUGAAAGGGGAGAAUCAAGUGAAAGAUCAAAAGAUAAAUCAGAUCAAAAGACGUUAAGACGGUUAGCUCAAAAUCGCGAGGCUGCCAGAAAAAGCCGACUGAGGAAAAAGGCAUAUGUGCAACAGUUAGAGAGCAGUAGGCUGAAACUGACCCAACUGGAGCAAGAGCUACAGCGAGCACGCCAGCAGGGGAUUUUUAUUUCAAGCACUGGAGAGCAGACUCAUUCGAUGAGUGGAAAUGGGGCGAUGGCGUUCGAUGCAGAAUAUGCACGAUGGUUAGAAGAGCAUAAUAGGCAAACCAACGAGCUAAGGGCUGCAAUAAAUUCUCACGCGGGAGAUAUUGAACUUCGCACCAUUGUGGACAAUUUCAUGACUCAAUUUGAAGAUAUCUACAGGCUGAAAGGUGUUGCAGCAAAAGCUGAUGUUUUCCACAUUCUAUCAGGAAUGUGGAAGACUCCAGCUGAGAGGUGUUUCAUGUGGAUUGGAGGCUUUCGGUCAUCCGAAAUUCUUAAGCUUCUUGUAAGUCAUUUGGAGCCUUUAACCGAGCAACAAUUAAUGGGCAUCUACAACUUGCAACAGUCAUCUCAACAGGCCGAAGAUGCUCUUUCCCAAGGAAUGGAUGCUUUGCAGCAAUCACUUUCUGAGACUUUGGCUAAUGGUUCACCCAACCCAUCAGGUUCUUCUGGAAAUGUGGCUAACUACAUGGGCCAAAUGGCUAUGGCCAUGGGAAAGCUCGGUACUCUCGAAGGGUUUCUUCGCCAGGCUGAUAAUCUGCGGCAGCAAACACUGCAACAGAUGCUUCGGAUAUUAACAACCAGGCAAUCAGCUCGAGCUCUUCUUGCAAUAAGCGAUUAUUUCUCCCGGCUACGAGCCUUGAGUUCUCUAUGGCUUGCGCGGCCAAGGGAGUAA